Molecule: messenger RNA, 962 nt
Organism: Danio rerio (zebrafish)
Lineage: Eukaryota; Metazoa; Chordata; Actinopteri; Cypriniformes; Danionidae
Gene: insl3
Product: insulin-like 3 (Leydig cell)
Cellular component (GO): extracellular region
Molecular function (GO): hormone activity
Source: RefSeq, marked validated
ACUGGCCCCCAAACUGGUUUUGAUAGGUAGCUCGAAAUACCCAAACACUCUCGAAUACAGUGCAUUUCCAGUUUGACCACCCCGAGAAACACCAUGAACAUUAAGUUGUUUGCAUCUCUAUCUUUUUUAAUCCUCCUCAAGACCUCCAUGGCUGAGAGUGAAGAUGUGCGAGUGAAGCUUUGUGGUCGUGAGUUCGUUCGGACGGUGGUCGCAUCGUGUGGGAGUUUUCGAGUCAAACGCAGCAUGCCUGAUUCAGACCUUCACUUCGCAUACCCUUAUAGGAAUCUCCAAAACUGGCUGGAUAGAGACCUCGUUGUGCACCAGAGAGGGUCUCCGGCUGUUGAAGAUGAGCAGUGGAGGGAGCGGGACACCCCUGAGAGCGUGAGAGGGCAUCCAGACCCCCGCCAGCACACAAGCCCACCAGCAGAGCCUCUGGAUCACUCCACCACCAUGCAGGAUCUCAGUGUGUCGUCCAGGAGUCGGCGUGAUGCGGGCCCAGCAGGGGUCUGCUGUACUUCUGGAUGCACCAUGAAUGAACUGAUUCAGUACUGCUGAACUCAGAUCAGAUGUAGAGCCUUGACGAUUUUCUAAAGCUGUGGUACAUUUAGUUACGCUUAUUAAACAUUGCAUCUACAAUACUUUUGCUGUUUUUUGCUGUUGCACAAUGUGUAGUCAUCAUUAUAGCACUUUACAAUAAGAUAUUGUUUGUUGACAUAUUUACUCUGGAGCCGACUAACAAGUUUGACAAUAUAGGCUAACAAUAAAAAUACUUCUAAAGCAUUUAAAAUUUAACAUUUAUUUCAUAUCAUUAUUUAUUAAAUCCAUAUAUUGCUAUUGAAUGUAUUUGUUAAUGGUAUGUAAUAGACCUGAGCUAACAGGUAGCAUUUGUGGACUCAUGUUAACAAAAAUUAAUAAAUCCUGUAACAAAUGGAUUUCUCAUCGGUAGUUAAUGCAUUUACUAA